This is a messenger RNA of Staurois parvus, 315 nucleotides long. NCBI's taxonomy places the organism in Eukaryota, Metazoa, Chordata, Amphibia, Anura, Ranidae. The record is from the annotation of a GenBank genome assembly.
UACAAUGUGGAGAUCAUCAGGGCACAGUACAAUGUGGAGAUCAUCAGGGCACAGUUCAAUGUGGAGGUCAGCAGGGCACAGUACAAUGUGGAGGUCAUCAGGGCAUGGUACAAUGUGGAGAUCAUCAGGGCACAGUUCAAUGUGGAGGUCAGCAGGGCACAGUACAAUGUGGAGAUCAUCAGGGCACAGUUCAAUGUGGAGGUCAUCAGGGCACAGUACAAUGUGGAGUUCAUCAGGGCACAGUAGAAUGUAGAGAUCAUCAGGGCACAGUACAAUGUGGAGGUCAUCAGGGCACAGUAUAAUGUGGAAGUCAUC